Molecule: messenger RNA, 1347 nt
Organism: Platichthys flesus (European flounder)
Lineage: Eukaryota; Metazoa; Chordata; Actinopteri; Pleuronectiformes; Pleuronectidae
Gene: gabrg1
Product: gamma-aminobutyric acid type A receptor subunit gamma1
Exons: 9
Coding region: 1-1347 (448 amino acids)
Biological process (GO): signal transduction; gamma-aminobutyric acid signaling pathway; regulation of postsynaptic membrane potential
Cellular component (GO): GABA-A receptor complex; neuron projection; postsynapse
Molecular function (GO): transmitter-gated monoatomic ion channel activity involved in regulation of postsynaptic membrane potential; benzodiazepine receptor activity; GABA-A receptor activity
Source: RefSeq, a predicted model, not a curated record
AUGAACCCCUGGAUGCUCUUCGCCCUGCUCGGGCUCUGUGCAGCGCUUUCGCCCAUAAAACAGGAAGAAGAGGACUAUGAAGAUGUGCCCAUAAAUAAGACCUGGGUCUUAUCACCGAAGGUCUAUGAGAGUGAUGUGACUUUGAUCUUAAAUAAACUGCUGCUGGGCUACGACAACAAACUGCGCCCUGACAUCGGAGUGAGGCCAACAGUGAUUGAAACAGCCGUGUAUAUCAACAGCAUCGGACCAGUGGACCCCAUCAACAUGGAAUACACCAUUGACAUCUUCUUUGCCCAGACAUGGUACGACAGCCGACUGAAGUUCAACAGCUCGAUGAAGCUGCUAAUGCUAAACAGUAACAUGGUAGGCAAAAUCUGGAUUCCCGACACAUUCUUCCGGAAUUCACGCAAAUCCGACGCCCACUGGAUCACCACUCCUAACCGCCUCUUGAGGCUGUGGAGCAAUGGGAGGGUCAUGUACACACUGAGGUUGACUAUAAAUGCGGAGUGUUACCUUAAGCUGCAUAACUUUCCAAUGGAUGAGCACUCAUGCCCCCUGGAGUUUUCAAGCUAUGGUUAUCCUAAAAAUGAGAUCAUGUACCGGUGGCAGAGACGAGCGGUAGAGGUGGCCGACCAGCGGUACUGGAGACUCUAUCAGUUUGCCUUCGUAGGGUUGAGGAACAGCUCGGAUGUGGCACACACCCAAUCAGGGGAAUAUGUAGUCCUGACCAUCUUCUUUGACCUGAGUCGAAGAAUGGGGUACUUCACCAUCCAGACCUACAUCCCCUGCAGCAUGAUCGUAGUCUUGUCCUGGGUUUCCUUCUGGAUCAAUAAGGAUGCCGUCCCAGCCCGCACGUCUCUAGGUAUCACCACAGUGCUCACCAUGACGACUCUCAGCACCAUCUCCAGAAAGUCCCUGCCUAAGGUUUCCUAUGUCACUGCCAUGGACCUGUUCGUCUCUGUUUGCUUCAUCUUCACCUUCGCUGCCCUCAUGGAGUAUGGCACUCUGCACUACUUCACCAGCAACCGACAGACCAAGAAGUCUAAAGCCAGCCUUAACACACAGCAGAGAGCGUCCAGCAUGGUGAACAUCCGACCAGGAACGUCCCUGCUGCAGAUGAACAGCAUUGUGCCGUAUCAUGACGAGGAUGAUUUUGAUUCUGAGUGUUUGGACGGAAAAGACUGCACCAGCUUCUUCUGCUGCUUCGACGACUGCCGCUCAGGCGCCUGGCGUGAAAACAGGAUGCACGUACACGUUUCCAAGAUUGAUACCUACUCACGAGUAUUCUUCCCCACCGCUUUUGGCCUUUUCAAUCUGGUUUAUUGGAUAGGUUAUCUGUAUCUAUAA